AUGAUUUCAGCUAUCUCCAGCCCCUGGCUCACCCAGCUGUCCCAUUUUUGCGAUGUUGCAGCUUUCACGGCCAACAGCCUGAGCAGCCUGAACGCCUCCGGGGGGUACCACCUCUCCCCCUCCCCGGGGGACCCGUACGGACAGCAUGAGCCGCCGCACUACGAGCCCUGCACGGCUCAGCAGCACCCGCACCCGCCGCCCCAGCCCCAGCACGGCUACCCUUUCGGCGGGGCGGCGGCGGCGGCGGCCGGGACCAACCCGCCGGCCCCAGGCCCCGAGCAGCCCGAGGGCGCCGGUGGAGCCGCUGCGGGGCCGGCCGCAGUCUCGGGCUGCUCUGCGGGGGCGGCCGCCGCGGCCAAGGCGCCGGUGAAGAAGAACCCGAAAGUGGCCAACGUGAGCGUCCAACUAGAGAUGAAGGCGUUGUGGGACGAGUUCAACCAGCUGGGCACCGAGAUGAUCGUCACCAAGGCAGGCAGGCGCAUGUUCCCCACCUUCCAGGUGAAGAUAUUUGGGAUGGACCCUAUGGCUGACUACAUGCUCCUCAUGGAUUUCGUCCCGGUGGAUGACAAGCGCUACCGGUACGCCUUCCACAGCUCCUCCUGGCUGGUGGCUGGCAAAGCCGACCCCGCCACCCCCGGGAGAGUCCAUUACCACCCGGACUCUCCGGCCAAAGGGGCGCAGUGGAUGAAGCAGAUCGUUUCCUUCGAUAAGCUCAAGCUGACCAACAAUUUGCUGGAUGACAACGGGCAUAUCAUUUUGAACUCCAUGCACAGAUACCAGCCGCGUUUUCACGUGGUCUACGUGGACCCCCGGAAAGACAGCGAGAAGUACGCGGAGGAGAACUUCAAAACUUUCGUCUUCGAGGAGACACGCUUCACGGCAGUGACCGCCUACCAGAACCACCGGAUCACGCAGUUGAAGAUUGCAAGCAACCCUUUUGCCAAGGGAUUCAGAGACUGUGACCCUGAGGACUGGCCCAGGAACCACAGGCCAGGGCCUCUUCCUCUCAUGAGCGCUUUUGCCAGAUCCCGGAAUCCAGUCUCUUCCCCAGCCCACCAGAACGGGACAGAGAAAGAUGCAGCCGAGAGCCGGCGGGAGUUCGAGCGGGAGGCCGGCGGGACGGCGCUGCACCAGGCCGAGGCCGCGCACCAGCAGCUCAUGUCCCGCGUGCUCAGCCCGGCGCUGCCGGGCGGAGGCGGCGGGCUGGUGCCGCUGGCCGGGGCGGGCGGCGGCCGGCCCAGCCCGCCGCACCACGAACUGCGCCUGGAGCCCGCCGCGUCCGAGCCGCUGCACCACCAUCCCUACAAGUACCCGCCGGCGGCGGCCGCCGCCUACGACCACUACCUGGGGGCGAAGAGCCGGCCCGCCCCCUACCCCCUCCCCAGCAUCCGCGGGCACAGCUACCACCACCAUCAUCACCACCACAUGAACGCGGCGGCUGCGGCGGCGGCGGCCGCCAACAUGUACUCGCCGGCCGGGGCACCCGCCGGCUACGACUACGGGCCCCGGUAA
Melospiza georgiana is the source of this 1512-nucleotide messenger RNA. It is a transcript of the gene TBX1, whose product is annotated as T-box transcription factor 1. Gene Ontology annotation, molecular function: RNA polymerase II cis-regulatory region sequence-specific DNA binding; DNA-binding transcription factor activity, RNA polymerase II-specific. Bases 1 to 1512 code for a protein of 503 amino acids. The record is from RefSeq and is a predicted model, not a curated record. Gene Ontology annotation, cellular component: nucleus. Gene Ontology annotation, biological process: regulation of transcription by RNA polymerase II; positive regulation of DNA-templated transcription; cell fate specification. NCBI's taxonomy places the organism in Eukaryota, Metazoa, Chordata, Aves, Passeriformes, Passerellidae. The transcript is spliced from 7 exons.